AUGCGUCUAAGAAUCAUAACCAAAUGCCUGGAACUUAUCAAUAUUGCCUUUUUCUUUUUCCAUUACUUUUUUUUCGUUUCAUUCGAAGUUACUUUUGUAUUUUUUUUUUCAUUUUCUCUUACCCAUUUACAAUUUCGCGUCAUUUUUUUUUCUUUUCAUUGCUUCUUUUUUUCAGUUCUUGACUUUCCUUUCAUACAAAUUUUCUUUUCUUUUUUAUCUUCCAUUCCAAAUUUUUCUUUUUCGAUUUUGCUUAAUUGUUUUCCUUCUCUUUUUAAUAUUUUCUUUCAUUUUUUUCUUUCUUUUAUUCUUCAUUUUAUUUAUAUUUUAAUUUUCUUAUCUACGAUUCUAUUGUUUGUUUGUUUCUUUCCAUUUUUUCUCUUUCUUCCACUUACUCUUUCUUCAUUGACAUUUUUUCCUUUUCUUUCAUUUGAGGAGAAUCAACGUCUUUCCAUCUUCUCCUCACUUCGUAUCUCCUUCCUUCCAAUUCGUCUUAUUUUCCAAAUGAUUGCAUAUAAUCGAUUUCAUUUAUUUCUUUCUUUCUUUCUUUCUUUCUUUCUUUCUUUCUUUCUUUCUUUUGCCUUCUUCAUUCUGUUGGCUUGUUUUUCUUGUCUUUCUUUUGACCUCUUUCUUUCUUACUUUCUUUUUUCUUUCGUUCUUUCUUUCUUUCUUUCUUUCUUUCUUUCUUUCUUUCUUUCUUUCUUUCUUUCUAUCUUUCUUUCGUUCUUUCUUUCAUUUGGCUUCUUCUUUCUUUCAUUCUUUUGA
Messenger RNA from Acanthosepion pharaonis, 762 nucleotides. Lineage: Eukaryota; Metazoa; Mollusca; Cephalopoda; Sepiida; Sepiidae. The record is from the annotation of a GenBank genome assembly.